Symbiodinium sp. CCMP2456 is the source of this 1329-nucleotide messenger RNA. NCBI's taxonomy places the organism in Eukaryota, Dinophyceae, Suessiales, Symbiodiniaceae. The record is from the annotation of a GenBank genome assembly.
AUGCAGCCGUCAGUGCUUUUGGUGCUGGCGUUUCUUCCCUGCUAUGCGGAUGCAUCGUCCUAUCGGCGGACGAAGAUGACCUUCAUUGAGGAGCAGAUGUCGAUGCAAAUGAAGCUGAUGAUGCCAGAGAGGGCGACUCUCAACAACAUCGAGGCCUCCAUGCUGAACAUGGCGAGGGCUCGCAAGGACGGCACCGGGGCCACCAACUUGACGGCCUUCUUGGACCAGAUCCAGGCGCUUAUCGACAAGAACAUGAAGGCAAACAUCUUGUCAAGGCAGAAUCAGACGCAGCUCGAUUUGGACUCGGCUUGGGUCAACCUCAGCUCAUGUGUGCAUCCGAAUGACACCAACUACGUCCCCACGCUGGUGGACCUCGACAAGGUUCACUCAGAGUGCCGAACGAGCCAGGAUACUAUGUGGUCCAGCUAUGAGCAAACCUGCAUCAUAGAGCGGCAAAUCUACGAGAACGAGGUCAAGGCCAUUUGCGACAAGUACAAAAGCGUCAACGUUUUCCCAAACCCGACGACGAGCUGCACGAUGGUAGAGGGCACGCAGGUCCCCACAAUCGGCAACUACCUCCUGGCAGCAGAGGCUUUCUUUUCUGAAAAGUAUGAUCUCGUGAAGGAGUGGAAGGACAAGUGCGAAAACGCCACCAACACUCCCUUCGCGAACGAGGAGCUCUGCAAGGAGAAGAUCUGCCUUUACUACGACAAGAAGAUUGGCUGCGACGAGACGCAGGAGGUCUUCGAGAAGAAGUCCUGCGACCUUCACAAGAACUACACCUGCGGAAAAUACUCCGACUGCUAUGACCAGAAGAAGGACAUCUACUCGAAUGUCGUGGCCCUGGCCAAGGAGAACGAGGUCGCGGCCAAGGCGGAGUGGAGGGCUGUGAAGAGGAUCGAGUGCUUGAUCAACGCUCUGCGCGCUCCGCAGAACGAGAUUGAUGCCGCCAUCGAAGCGUGCAAGGGCAAGAUCUACGCCACAACGGAUGUCGAGUUGACCUACAAGGGCGAUGCGCCGGCGGCGCGAUCGUGCACCGAGGUCUACCUGCAGCCUGGCUCGGCCGUCUUCUCGAGCACUUGGUACGCUGGCCUGCCUGCACAGACGCCGGCAGCAAGCUGCGCGUCCCCGUGCUGCAUGGCUGGGGCCUUCACACCGACCUACCCUGCGGGUGCAGCUUGCCCCUACGUCUCCAAGACACCGCCGACCACGACGACGACUACCACCACCACGACGACGACGACACAAGCUGCCGCCGCAAUGUUUUCGCCUCCUGCCUUCGGCUUUGGUGGCGGCUUCUCCUUUGGUGGCGGAACCUUCAGGAGGUAG